GUGUUUGAGGUGGCGCUUGUCAAGCUAGGUCGUUAGCAGUCAGUUGAGUACAAUUCGGAGUUACAGACAACAAUUUCCAAUAAUACGACUGUGCCUAAGGUUUUUAUUUGAGUGUAUGUUUGAUAAAAACGCAGUGGAAAUGGCCGCGGCUUCGUUGGUUUGCAUAUCUGUGGUCGUUUUGACCUGAUCAACACUCGUGCUAACGUUAGCUUGUUAGCAACCCUGGUUGUUUACUGCACCAGCCCCACCACUGUGGCUCCGUACGGAUCUCCACUGUACGUUCAGGUGAUUUAAGGAGGCUCUCACGUUUACAAGAUGUUCCUGGUGGGGCUGACGGGAGGUAUUUCUUCAGGGAAAAGCACAGUGUCUUCAAUGCUGCGGGAGCUUGGGUGCCCCGUUAUUGAUGCUGAUGUUGUGGCCAGGAAAGUUGUGGAGCCGCACACUCCGGCCUACUCUCGCAUCGUCUACCACUUCGGGCCAGAGAUCCUACUCGAGAACGGGCAGAUCGACAGGCAGAAGCUGGGUCAGCUCAUCUUCGGCAGUGAGGAAAAGAGGAAGCUGCUCAACUCCAUCACGCACCCAGAGAUCCAUAAAGCAAUGCUCAAAGAGAUCCUGUUUUACUUUCUCAGAGGGUAUCGCUAUGUGGUGCUGGAUGUGCCUCUUCUCUUUGAAACCAGACGUCUCACUCAGUUUCUAAACCACACUGUCGUGGUUUACUGUGACCCUGCCACUCAGCUAUCGCGCCUGAUGCAGAGGGACGGCCUGACCCAGGAGCAGGCCGAGCAGCGCGUGGCUGCACAGAUGCCGCUCAAUGAAAAGCGGGGCUUGGCCAAUCAUGUUAUUGAGAACUCAGGCAGCCGGGAGGAGACCCACCGGCAGGUCCUGCGGCUGCACACAAAGCUGGAGGACUCCAUGGACUUCCUUUUAGUGAGGGUCAUGGCGAUUGCUGCCACUGCUGGUCUGAGCGGGAUACUGCUCUAUGCAGCCAAGAUACUUUUGUCCUAACAGAGGACAGAGGAGGGGUGAAGGGGUUUGGUCCAAGAUGUGGUCAAAGAUGAGGAUGUGAAUAGAAGCAGGUCGGAGGUAUCGAUGCAAUUUACUGUGAGAUUAGUUUCACAGCACCCACUACUACAGCUCACUGGUGUGACGUGCUCUGUCGGCAGUUAACACGGUCUUAUAUUAUUGGCAUAACUUCCAAUGACAAAUGUUGUGUGAAUGAUGUCAAGGGUUUCUAUGUGCAAUUUCUAUGGGUUUUACUGUGAGACACUAAAAUAUGAAGGUGACACUUUAGAAGGCUCGGUUUCCGUACGAGCUCCCCCACCUUUGCUCAGUUAUAACUAACAUCAGUAAAACCAUCAAAAGAAAUAGACUGUAGAAACUAUGAGAUUUUAUUUGGUUGCACCUUUUACAGUUAAUGAAGUUAUUCAAAUUAGACAUUUUGGGUGGUUGGAUAGAUUUAAAAUUUAAAAAAUGAAAUAAAACAGAGAGCAAAUGAACAAGUAAAAGGCUAUAGUUACUGUGGUUUGUGUAGUUUUCAUUUAUUCUGCACCAACUCUCACAUGGUUUUGUGGUAGAAAAUGACAGAGCUGUUCUCGGUCAUGAAUAUGUUUUAAAUCGGAUGGAAUACCCUCAGAGGAAAAAAACUGAAGUGCUGAAUAGGAAUGAUCUGAUGCUUACAGAACAUGUUGUGAUUGUAUGUUAAUGACCUGUAUAAUGAAGUUAAAUGACAGAAUGUAUUUGACAAUCCAUUUGUAAUGGGAACAGUUUGAAUUGACACAAAUUAACAGACUAUAUUUAUCACUGUAUUUUCUUACACUUGAAGCUGUCCUCUGUAAAUACUAAGGCUGUGAUUUUUUUUUCAGUUCACACUCACUUGUGACUAAAAUACACCAUUUGUAACGUUAGGUGCUUAAUUUAAAUAUAAAUGAUCCAACACCACUGUUUUAAAGGAACAAUUAUCAGAUGG
Messenger RNA from Toxotes jaculatrix (banded archerfish), 1966 nucleotides. It is a transcript of the gene dcakd, whose product is annotated as dephospho-CoA kinase domain containing. Gene Ontology annotation, molecular function: dephospho-CoA kinase activity; ATP binding. The record is from RefSeq and is a predicted model, not a curated record. The transcript has 5 exons. NCBI's taxonomy places the organism in Eukaryota, Metazoa, Chordata, Actinopteri, Toxotidae. The coding region runs from base 316 to 1005 and encodes 229 amino acids. Gene Ontology annotation, biological process: coenzyme A biosynthetic process.